Molecule: messenger RNA, 282 nt
Organism: Prunus armeniaca (apricot)
Lineage: Eukaryota; Viridiplantae; Streptophyta; Magnoliopsida; Rosales; Rosaceae
Source: the annotation of a GenBank genome assembly
AUGGCUGGGUCAAGUGGUGGUGAUCUUCGGGCUCCAAUAUUCAAUGGAAAGAAGAUUGAGGCAGAAGGGUCGUCAGAAUCAGAGAAAGAAACUUUGUUAAUGAAGGACGCUAAGGCACUGGGUAUUAUUCAAGGGGCUGUCUCAGAUGACAUUUUCCCCAAAAUUUCGAAUGAAGAAACCUCAAAAGGUGCUUGGGACAUUCUACAUCAGGAGUUUCAUCAUCAGCAGCAGCAAGUAUUAGAUAUAAUUGUUUGGCUUAAAGUCUUAAUCAUGGCUGCAUAA